CAGUUCUGUAUCUGCUAAGAGUAAGGCACUCCUGUUGGGGAGCCUUCUGCUGGCACGCCCGAAAUGGCAGCAAAAGGCAACUUUAACUUGUAGUUACUAACGCGCACAACGCGCCAGGCCUUGGCGCUGCGCCUAUGGAAGUGUCGCGCCGGAGUAGUACAAACGAAUUGACGUCGCAUGCAAGCAUGCGACCAUCGCGCGACGGGCUCGUGCGACAAACCUCGGGCGGCGACGGUCUCGUGCGACGGGCCCAAGGGAUGAACCUCGGGCCACGCGGGUCGCCGCGAAUCGCAAGCGACGUCGUCCCGUCCGUCGACUGGUCGUCGCGCGAGAGCACUCCUCUCACCAGACCGCUGGCCCCCGACGGCGGCACGCGCGGCGAAGUAUCGAGCGAUUACGAUCCGUCACAAGAUCCUAAUCUCAUUCCUACUACUUGGACUAAUCGCACCAAUGCCGUGCGUAGUAGUAGUGCUAACUCUAGUACCAUGGCAGGACCUGCUGCUACUAGCAGCAGCUCGAUUGGCUCGUUCGGUUCCCUACUGCGCGGCGCCGUCGAUACGAAAGCCGCCGCCGCCGCCGCCGGCAACUCACCGGCGAGGUGGUUGCCGCCGAUGACGGAGGCUGACGUGGCACUGCCAGGCGACAGCGGCGCCGCCGGAUAUGGCGGUGUCGGCGGAUUUGACUCUCCUCAAACCGCCGGAUUUGACGGAGAGAUGAUAUUUUCACCCGUAGCGUCUUCUAACGGCAGCGUUAUUAUGGCUCUCCCCGCGCUGCCGCACCGCAGCGGUGCUGAUAGCGGGGCUGCGCUUAUCGGGUAUGAGAGUGGCGCCGGCGUUUACCCUGCCGGCCCCUUAUGGACCCCCAGCGACACGACCUCCGAUUCCUCCGCGCUUCGAUGGCAAAGCUUCGCUACCAGUAGUACUAGUCCUAGCAGCGCCCUAACCAGCAGCGCUGUUACCAGCACUGUAACCAGCACUCCUAGUUACGGUGUAACCGGUUGCAUGCCCAAAGUAGUAACCGGCUCUCCUGCCGGUAUCGGCGCGCGCAACCCGCAAUCCGCGCAAAUUCAGCGCGGCUGGGCGCGGGGAGCGCCGCCGGAACCAGCUGGGUGGGUGCUGGAGGCUCCGCUGGCGGCGGGAGCCGCCCCUGCCCCGCCACUGGAGGAAGACUACUGCGCGCAAAAGGCGCGGAGCGGGGAGUGUAAGGGGGAAAACUGCGCGGGAAGCAGCGGCAGUGGCAGCGGAAGCGGGGAGGGAGGCAGCUGGCGCGGAGCCAUUGGCGGCAGUGCCACGGGCGGUACUGCCGUCUCUAGGGGCGGCGGCGUUGCCACCAACAGCAGCAGCAGCGGUGGCGGCGUGCGGCGGUUGCGACACUCGCAGAGUUACAACAGCGAGAGGACCGCUGGUGCAAAUGCCUUCGAGCUACAAUCUCUGUCGCGGCUACAGUCGCUGUCGAGAUUACAGUCGCUGUCCCGUCAGCAGCCACAGCAGCAGCAGCAGCCUGGGCUACAGCCGCUACAGCAGCAGCAGUCCCUGCCGCCGUCUCAGCCGCAGCUACAGCCGUCGUCACGGAGGCAAUCGCUACAGUCGCCGCAGCUACAGCCGCCGUCUCAGCCGCAGCUACAGCCGCCAUCUCGGAUGCAGUCGCUGCCGUCGCGGUGGUUCGGGAAGAUAGACGAGAGCGGGGAGAUGGGCGGAGAGUGGGACAGCGCGGAGGGGGAAGGGGAGGAGGGGGAAGGGGAGGGGAGAGAGGAGGAGGAAGAGGAGGAGCAGGGAGAGGGGGGCGGAGUGGUGGAUGGGACGGGACAGCCGGAAGAGCUUUUUAGGAGCCGGAGCGAACGGACGAAUAGGGUAACCAGCCGUUGUGGGGUUUCAAAAAGCAGCUCGGUGCAGGUUGCGAGCAGGCAGGGCGGGUGGAGCGGGGAAGGGCGAAACUGGGGACAGCAGCAGCAGCAGCAGCAGCAGCAGCAGCAGCACCAGGGGCGGCGGCGCCGGCAGCAGCAGCAGCAGCAGAAGCACGACCGGUUACCGGGUCAGGUUCGGUUCUCGGGUGGAGAAAAGGCUGAUUAUAACGGGUUGCGCCAAGGCGAAGAUGCUUAUAACGGGAACGGUUUUGGCGAGGGUGUGGGGGGCUCGUCGUCCGCGCGAGGCUCGUUCGCGCGGAUGCACAAGUCCCGAAGCAGCGGAAGCCUGGUGGAGGCGGGAUCUGAGGACGGACGUUUCGAGGGAGGGUAUGGAAAGCAAAACCUGGGGGAGGCGGGUGCUGGGGAAGGGCGAUGGGGGAGGGAGGGCGGUUGGGAAGGGCAUGGGGGAAGCGGGAGGGGGGGUCGUGAGGGGACGGGGAGGGAGGGGAGUUUGGAUGGUGGGAUGGAGGGGGUGUGGAGGAGGGGGGGGAGGGAGAGUGCAAGGGGAGCGGAAGGGAGGGGAAGAGGAGCGGAAGGGAGGGGAAGAGGAGCGGAAAGCGAAGAGGGAGGGGCGCGGAGGGGGAGGGAAGAGCAGGGGGAGGAGGCGGAAGAGGAGGAAGUGGAGGAGGAAGAGGAGCGGGGGGAGUGUUCAGCGGAGGAGGAGGAGGAUAGCGAAGGGGCGGAGGGGCAACGAGUGGUGUUCUUUAAUGACACGGACGGCAGCGCUGAUGCUGAUGGGCGUGAUGAUGGGCAUGGGCAUGGGGAUGGGGAUGGUGGCUAUGGGCAUGGGGAUGGGGAUGGCAGCGCUGAUGGUGAUGAGCGUGAUGAUGGGGAUGGUGGCUAUGGGCAUGGGCAUGGGGAUGGUGACUAUGGGCAUGGGAAUGCUGCUGCCCAUGGUGGGGAGAGUAGACAGGGGAAGAGACGUGGGAGGAGGCGCAGGAGCGGGAGUGCCAGAGGGGAGAGUGUGAGCAGGAGCAGCGGCAGCGGGUUUGAGAAAGGCAUGAGCGGGAGCAUGGGGGGAAGCACGGGGGGGAGCAUGGGCGGAAGCAUGGGGGGGAGCAUCAGCGGGAGCGUGGUAGAAAAGAUGGGGGGCAGUAUGGGGGGAAGCAGCGCGGGAGGAAGCUUUCGGGGGAGCAUGGGGGGAAGCAUUGGCGGAAACAUGGGGGGAAGCAUGGGGGGAAGCAUGGGCGGCGGUGGCAGUGUGGAGGAGAUAGAGUACCCCCUGUCCCCCCGCUCUCUCUCCGGGCGCUUCCUGGGGAUGGUGCUGGAGGAGGUCGCUGAGGGGGAGGAGGAGGAGGCGCAAGGGGAGGGGGAGGGAAGGGAAGAUGCGGGGAAGGGGAAGCAGCAGGGUUGUGCAGGCGGCAGCAGGCAGAAAGGCACAGGGGGGCGCCAAAGCCCCUUUCAGCAGCAGCAGCAGCUGCAGCAGCAUAUACUCUUGAAUCGGCCGCGCACCGGCGAGUCGAUGGGCAGCGAGAGGCGCAGCUUCGACCGCUUCCAGGAGGAGCUCUUUCAGGCGCAGCGCUCCGAGGUCUCCACCCUCUCAGGUCGAUCCGAAGGAACGCUCUCAGGCCGGUCCGAGGGGGUUUCGACCCAGUCAGGGCGGUCCGAGGGGGUGCUCUCAGGGCGGUCCGAAGGGUCCCUGUCCGACUGGUCGGAAGGGGAAGGGGCGCAGGUUCCGGCCAGACGCUCCUGCUCCGCACGGGAACUGGAGAGAGCUGACUGGGAUGGGGAGCAGCAGCAGCAGCAGCAGCAGCAGCAGCAGCAGCAGCAGCAGCAUGGUCGUCCACUUGAGAUGAUGGGAGAUGCACAGGAGGAGCCAAGGGCGCAUGGGCAAAGGGUGGUGCUGGAGGCUGAGGGCCAGGGGGAGCAGGGCGGGGGAGUACAAGGGGCCGAGCAGCGAACAGACCGGCCAGGGAUCCAAACAGGGAUCUUUUGGCAAAGAGGGAAUGAGGGGAUUCGAGAGGUGCAGCGUGAGGAGGAGUCCAGUCGGGAAUACGAGCAGGUGACACGUGGAGCCGCUGAGGUGCCGCACGAGCCGCCCAGUGGGUCGAGCUUGCCGCCCGAUGGGUUGUGUUUGCCACCCGAUGUGGCGUGCAACUCGGUGCUGAUUCCCAACGAGAUGCGCAUUGGGGACGAGCUGGCGAUCCGAUUCUCCCUCACCAACAACUCGCCCCACCCCAUGGAUGGAGAGGUGGAGGUGGUGGCAGCAGUGGAGUGGGCCGGUGAGAGCGACAGAGAGGGCGACAGUGGGAGGGGAGCUUUCACCCCGGCAUCAAUCAAACGGGGGAGCGAUAGAGGAGGGAGGCGGCAGAGGAGGGAGAAGCGGGAGUUCCUGCCGCCCCUCGCGCCCCACGAGAGCGUCACCAUCGACGUCCAGCUGGCGAUCGACGACUCGUCCGUGGCUCCCUUCUCCCUCGCGUCGGUGUCUGCUGAGCUUGUUGUGGAGGGGCAGCGCACCCACAAGCGGCGCAAGCAGGUGCGUCUGGUGCCGGGCUAUGCGCCCUGCAUGGCAGCCCAGGACAGCGGCACGGGGCAGUGGGCGCUGGGCGCCAGCCAGCAGCAGCAGGGGGGGGGCGAGGGGCAGUGGGCCGAGGUGCUGCUCCUGACGGACGAGCGGCUCACGCACAGCCAAUAUGCCGCAUGGCGGUCGAUCUGGUGCCUCCUGGGUGUGGGACAUCCGCCUGCAGAAGGGGCUGCUGGCACCAGACGCCACCACACCGCCCGGAGCAUCAUCACCAUCAGCACCUGCCGUGGACCCCAGGUCACCAAACCCUCGAUCACCCAAGCCCAGAUCACCACAGAGCAGCAGAGACGAGCCUCCAGGAUGGCUCUCCCGCCACGCGCUUGUGGUGCUCCCACACGCGCCCCCCGCCUCCAAGCUGCCCCCCCUCCUCCUCCGUGUGCUACCGCAGAUGGUGUCAACCAGGGGAGGUGUAUAUGGGGCCGAGACCGUGGGUGUGCUUAUAGGGGGCGUGACUGCGGGGCAGUUAUCCCGGCAUAUGCUUGAGCUGGCGCAGACGGUCAGGACCCUGGAGGUGCCGCUUAACCUGAGCGUAAAAAACCUGAAGCACCUGAAGCACCUGAAGCAGCACCUGAAGGAGUUGACCCCAGGUGGUGGAGGAGUGGUUUCUGCUGGUGGG
Molecule: messenger RNA, 5043 nt
Organism: Closterium sp. NIES-67
Lineage: Eukaryota; Viridiplantae; Streptophyta; Zygnematophyceae; Desmidiales; Closteriaceae
Source: the annotation of a GenBank genome assembly